Molecule: messenger RNA, 1621 nt
Organism: Durotheca rogersii
Lineage: Eukaryota; Fungi; Ascomycota; Sordariomycetes; Xylariales; Xylariaceae
Product: dihydrodipicolinate synthetase
Exons: 1
Coding region: 345-1475 (376 amino acids)
Molecular function (GO): 4-hydroxy-tetrahydrodipicolinate synthase activity
Source: RefSeq, a predicted model, not a curated record
GACCCUUGUCUCUACGACUUGGGAAAUACGGUUGAUGUAGAUCUUUCCUUGAUGGCUGAUGGAUAUGCUUGAGCUAUCACUUCCUGUGAUGACUUGUUGCCGAGACCGUCCUGGAUGUCCAACAAAGCAACUCCAAUAACGAGAAAGACGCAAGUAUUUAUAUUGUUGAUCUGUCGGUCCCUCUAGUUUAGGAGCGCAGUCACUGCCGUCACUACUAUGCAAGCAUCGAUACGUCCUACCGCUCGGUAGCAUCAAACACUAGGAUUCACCUUGGGAGUAACAAAGUUUCAAUCCUCCACGUAUUUGGAUCAUCCGUCCCGCAGCUACUCCCUUCUGAUUUGACCAUGGCACCUCACGUUUACGUGUCUUCACCAGCUGGAAACUUUGCGGCUAGCUUCCCCGGUGAUUCCCUCUGGCCGACUACUUCGGAACCAAAGACAAGCCGCCCACCGCCAAUCGAAUCGCAUCCAUCACCGAAUGGCUCUAUUGGAUGCUGCCCGACGGAGAGAAGUUUCCGUGCAGCACGUCCGCUGAGAGCUGGCGUGUACGUCCCAACCGUCUGUUUCUUCGAUCAGGAGACGGAGGACGUUGAUAUCGAUACCAUUGCUCGCCACGCGGUACGACUCGCCGAGGCUGGUGUGGCCGGCAUUGCAACUCAAGGCUCAAAUGGAGAAGCCGUUCAUCUAACUCAUGCCGAACGCGAGCAAGUGACGUCUACUACACGCAAGGCGUUAGACAACGCUGGCUUCUCGCAUAUCCCCGUGGUUGUUGGCUGUGGUGCCCAGAGUACUCGUGAAACCAUCCAGUACUGCUGCGAGGCGUGGGAAGCGGGAGGCGACUACGCCCUCGUGUUGCCCCCGUCAUACUACGCAGCGUCGUUUGCUCCGUCGUCCAAGACUAUCAUAGAGUAUUUCUCGACGGUUGCCAACAUAUCUCCCAUACCUAUCAUCAUAUAUAACUUCCCGAGCGCGGCGAACGGCCUAGACCUAACCUCUGAUAUAAUCCUACACCUGGCACGCCACCCUAAGAUCGUCGGCGUUAAGCUGACAUGCGGAAACACCGGAAAGCUAAAUCGCAUAGCGGCUGUGGUGCAGAAGCGGACCAAGGCCUACGACCCGGAAAGGCCAGACUUCCUUGUGCUGGCCGGGUCAGCCGACUUUUCAAUACAAUCACUGAUAGCUGGUGGCCACGGCGUGCUCGCUGGACUUGCAAACAUUGCGCCGAAAACUUGCAUCAAGACUAUCGAGUUAUAUAAGGCAGGCCGGCACCCCGAGGCUCAAAAGAUGCAAGAAACCCUGUCUCAUGCCGAUUGGAUCGCGAUCCAGGGCGGCGUGAUAUGCGUCAAGGCCGGACUCCAGGGGUGGAUGGGGUACGGUGGCUACAUGCGCCGUCCACUCCCAAAACCAACCAUUGAACAGGCAAAAUCUUGGAAAGAGGGAUUCCGGGAGUUGGUAUUAUUAGAGGAGUCGCUGUGACAGGAUAUCUCAACGGAAAAUAAGAUAUCCAACGCUCCAUUUGAGUCUUGGUCAAGACAUGCGCUGUUCAUAUUAAUAUCUGAUAUUAGGCGGAGAAAUGACCUCCGAACUGAAUACCCGUUAACACCGACCUCACGACUUUUCAG